Cololabis saira (Pacific saury) is the source of this 542-nucleotide messenger RNA. It is a transcript of the gene rpl22l1, whose product is annotated as ribosomal protein L22-like 1. Gene Ontology annotation, cellular component: ribosome. The record is from RefSeq and is a predicted model, not a curated record. Gene Ontology annotation, molecular function: structural constituent of ribosome; RNA binding. Lineage: Eukaryota; Metazoa; Chordata; Actinopteri; Beloniformes; Belonidae. The coding region runs from base 99 to 491 and encodes 130 amino acids. The transcript is spliced from 4 exons. Gene Ontology annotation, biological process: cytoplasmic translation.
CAUAUUUGGUGAGGGCGUAACUGGCAGCACGUUCGACGUCACGGCUACGCGCCUCCUACGUCACCUCCGGUUCGCUCUUUCCUGUCCAAGGUCUCCACAUGGCGCCGAUCAAACAGAAGAGGUCUUUUGUUGGCAAGAAGUCCAAAAAGGGAGCGUCAUGGAAGUUCACCCUGGACCUGACCCACCCUGUGGAGGACGGGAUCCUGGACUCGGCCAACUUUGAAAGCUUCCUGAAAGAGAGGAUCAAGGUGAACGGAAAGACCGGGAACCUGGGUAACGUGGUGCAGGUUGGCCGCAUGAAGAACAAGAUCAACGUCACGUCGGAGAAAACGUUCUCCAAAAGGUACCUGAAGUACCUGACGAAGAAGUACCUGAAGAAGAACAACCUCCGCGACUGGUUGAGGGUGGUGGCGUCCGACAAGGAGACGUACGAGCUGCGAUACUUCCAGAUCAGCCAGGACGAGGAGGAGGAGUCGGACGCGGACGAGUGAAGAUCUGCAACGGGGCGCCGCGUCUGUCAAUAAAUCAGAAAGAAAAAACAA